UGCUCCCCGUUACUUGGAGGCCCCGCUAAGAAGGUUGCAGCCUAACCCGGCGGCUGUGCUGGGUCCCUCCUUCCUUGUUGGGGUGCUGGACGCCGAUUGGCCCUCCCGUGCCGUCAGUCACGCCGUGGGGGCCCCCCCUGUCCCCGGCUGGGGCUCGGCAGCAGGUUGGGUUGCGCGGCGGAGGAAAAGUGUCUUCAGUCAAGCCAGAGAAAUCAGCUACCUUGGUGCUGAAAACAGUAGUUUUGACAUCCUCUAAACAGGAAUAAUCCAGGAACAGUGAGGAAAGUGUUGUAGCUGUGUUGGUCCCAGGAUACUAGAGAGACAAGCGUUCUCAAGUGCUGGGGGCUAGAACUGAUGGCAGACAAUGUCAACGACUAACAACAUAGCCCAGGCCCGGAAGCUGGUGGAGCAGCUCCGUAUCGAGGCUGGAAUUGAGAGGAUUAAGGUCUCCAAAGCAUCUUCUGAACUAAUGAAUUACUGUGAGCAAAAUGCCAGGAAUGACCCACUGCUGGUUGGAGUACCCGCCUCGGAGAAUCCUUUUAAGGACAAAAAGCCUUGUAUCAUCCUAUAGCUUUCUUCGCUCUCGCGUGCACACACACUCUCAGGCAGGGCACCGUUCUGUAUCGAUUGAAACCAAGUCCCAAACUUAAAACUGCGCAGAGGGAUAAACACUAAAUGUUGGAUUCAAAUAGAACUUAAAAUCUCAAAUUGGAAGUGUUCAGAAAGGGGCUCGGCUGCUCCUGGGCGGUUUCCAUACUGAGAGGGGUUCCAAUUUAAAAAACCGUCAGGGCAGGCGGGCGCAUUAUU
This is a messenger RNA of Emys orbicularis (European pond turtle), 807 nucleotides long. RefSeq names its product G protein subunit gamma 7 (gene GNG7). The record is from RefSeq and is a predicted model, not a curated record. Lineage: Eukaryota; Metazoa; Chordata; Testudines; Emydidae. The coding region runs from base 365 to 571 and encodes 68 amino acids. Gene Ontology annotation, cellular component: heterotrimeric G-protein complex. Gene Ontology annotation, molecular function: G-protein beta-subunit binding. The transcript is spliced from 6 exons. Gene Ontology annotation, biological process: G protein-coupled receptor signaling pathway.